Messenger RNA from Caenorhabditis briggsae, 1317 nucleotides. Gene Ontology annotation, molecular function: DNA-binding transcription factor activity, RNA polymerase II-specific; RNA polymerase II cis-regulatory region sequence-specific DNA binding. The transcript has 4 exons. The coding region runs from base 1 to 1317 and encodes 438 amino acids. NCBI's taxonomy places the organism in Eukaryota, Metazoa, Nematoda, Chromadorea, Rhabditida, Rhabditidae. The record is from RefSeq and is a predicted model, not a curated record. Gene Ontology annotation, cellular component: nucleus. Gene Ontology annotation, biological process: regulation of transcription by RNA polymerase II; cell fate specification; positive regulation of DNA-templated transcription.
AUGCACUACUCCUACCAAAUGCAACAUCCUUCCAAUGCCGUCUAUGAUCCAACUCUAAGAGUUUAUAAUACUCAUCCAGUCUACGGAUAUCAACAGAUGAUGCCAGUUUAUCAACCGAUUCAACGGAAAGAAAUCCAAGUUCACUUAAAGAAUCAAGAUCAAUGGAAGUACCUGCACGAAUCUGACGGAGGAAACGAGAUGCUUUUGAAUAUUAAUGGAAAACCCCUGUUUCCGAAAAUCCAAUGCUACGUACAAAACCUCGAUGCAUUCAAAAACUACGAUGUCGGUAUCAAAAUGGUCCGUAGCAAUCCGAAACAAUUCGUUCACGACCGGUAUGCAGGAAAAUGGAUUCCCGAUGAGGAUUCUGAUGUUGUCCCGGAUAAGGAAUCUAAUGAAGUAUUCAUCCGCGGUUCUGGAGCAAAUCUCAUGAGGUCUGGCAUCGAUUUUGGGCACGUCAAGAUAUACAACGACAAAGUUCUGAAGGCGAACGAGGUCCCGUCCGUUCCUAAGAAUCUCAAAAAGGCGAUUUCCUGCAAAGUCAAUCUAAGAUGUCUCUACGUUCCGGUGAUGACAAUCUACGAAGAUGACCGUAAAACCGUAGUCCGCCAAUUCCAGUUCGAAGAGACCCAGUUUUUGGCGGUAUCGGAGUAUAAGAACAAGGUUGUCAAACAAUUCAAGAUCCAGAAUAUCAAGUUUGUACCUGGUAUCUACCGGAAAGCACCAGGUUCUGAGCAAGAGGAAACAUCGGAAGAAGCUCCAACUAAAAGAAGCCGAAAAAGAGCUGCGAAGGUUCCAGUUACUGAUUCCAAGAAGUUCAAAGGAUCUCAAGAUGAUUCUUAUGAAACCCCUGUCAAUUCAAUGGCCUCUACAUCACCUGGAUCCAUUCAAAAUUCCUCUGGAUCUCCACAAUCGUUGUCUGAAGCUGGUUUCACAAACACUUCAAUUUCCUCCAAGAAUUCAAGACCUUCAUUGUCUCCUCGGAUGACUGAAAUUCAUCAGAUGAUGCCACCACAAGUUUCAACCUCAUCUGGAGCACCUAAAAAUAACUUCGAAUAUGGAUACGACUUUUCGAGUACUUCACCUUCUUCUCCAGAAAGUCUGAACCGUUUAUCGACGUCUCCUCCAAUGGCUUUCGAUGAGAAUCAGGAUCCAAUGGCGCUACAGUAUUUCCCGGAUCCAAUUGUCAACUACAGUAACCCAAUGGAUACCAAUUGCUCUGGAAACGAAUACAAGAACUUCUAUCCAAUGAACGGAUUCGACUUCAAUGCUCCACCAAAUCCUUAUCAAUUCGAUUUCAACAAUGAUUACAAAUUCUAA